UCUAAACCCAUCACUUGGCAGCACGAAAACUGACUUAAAUUUCCAUAAUUGGCUGCUUGAUAAUUAGAGUACUUUAAAGGACCAUUCUCAAAGAUUUCCUUCACUGGAUGUAGCAGCACUUGCUGACUUAGAAGAAAUAUUCUCCAAAUAACUUAUUCGUAAAAUAUAUUUAGCUACAUUAAUAAAAAUGAAUUACUGUCUAUUUAUAUAUUAUAGAUACAGAAAGAAAUAAAAUAAUUAUUUUUCUUAAUAGUAUAGGAGGUAGCUCUGGCAGUGGUGAUGCUUUUUGUAGGCUGAGGAUUAGCCUGCGUUUCUGAGCUGUUCUUGUUUGCCUGAUAAAGCAAAUCUCGAAUGGGCAGUGGUGGCCUCUGGCUAAGGAGCUAGGCAGGCUUUUGUUGGGCCAUAAUUCCCUAGCAGGAACUGUCUGCGUGUGCUCCUUUUCUUCCAGUGCGAUAGCAAACAAUUCUGGCAGCUGUCCUUUAUCCUCUGGCUUUCUCUGCUGCUUUCUAAUACAUGCACAGAAUUUCCAGCCAGCUCCUGAGGCCCAGUAUAUAGUUCUUGAUAAUUCUGUUAAAUCUUGCUUCAGCUGCGUUAAGCAAAUGCUUUUAGGUUGAACUUGUGUAUUGCAAAGAAGAGGGGAAGAGACGACAGCAACGGCAGGAGAUACUAAAAAUACAAACCAGCAGGCAAAGUAUAUGUCCUUGGGUGACUAAAAGCUAAUCCAGCAGGAGUUCAAGGAGCCUUGAGUGUGGCAUGCCUGUUCCCGCACCGAUCAAACGCAGCGAGUUGGGAGCUGCAGGCUUGCCGCCGACUGGAUCUCUCCCAGACGAGCGUGUGUUGUGUUCCUUGCUUGCUGUUGACUUCUAGAGUGUGCGACUCUGCCUGUUACACGACAGUUAAACAGAGCUCUGGUUUGUGCUCCUCAUGUGACCAUUAGCUCUGUACCAUUAGCACGUUGUGGAUUUUCUAGGAUUCAAGCAGGGAGAGUUGAAGUCGACUGGAGGAGGAAAGGUUUGACAUGUCAGGUGCCAAGAGCCUGCAGGACUAGGUCCUUAGGCAAAGGCUUCUUCUUGGAAGCUGAUUUCUGCAGCAGUCUAUAGAUGUGAGCUUGUGCGAGGUUGGGUUAAAUCUCUUUACUGAUAUUUUGGAAGGACUUGCCGCUCUAGGGUCUGAGUUUUGCUGAGGGCCAGUGAAACGGAGACCCUGGAACCAUUUUAUCCAUUUUGAAAUGCUUUCUCUUGCCCCCAGGGUAAACUUCCAUGGUGUUUAAAUGCUGCCUAGGAAAGUUUAGUGGCAUAAUUACUGCAUUUGCCAUGCGGACACAGACUAAAUCAAGGCCUCUACAGGCAUGGACAGAUUGGCAAGAUUCCUUGUGUGUACAAACCCUUAACUGCUUGUUUUUCAAAUGGCUGCCUCUUCGUGCGUACUUCAUGAAGCACUGAAGAUGACGGUGUUGAUAUUUAGCUUGUCACUGGCAAUUAGCGCUAACACGCAACUCAUAAAGCUGCAAACGAGACACUGAGUAAGAGCCUCAGAUGACUUUGUACCGGUAAUACUUGAUUCCACAAUCCUGUAACUUCUUUGUUUUCUAUGUUCAACACCUGAAGCACAAGAGGAUGGCUGCAGGUUAACAAUCCCGAGUUACGGAAACUUAACCUGAGCUUGAUUUACAAGCUGGGCAAUAGGAAGGCCAUUUCCUUACAAAGUCUUUUUUUCUGCAAAUCAAAUAUUAAGGAAUUUUCUCUGGUAGAGGGAGCUUGAUUUUAUUUAUCAACAAAUAAAUGUACAUUCUUGCGUUUCUUGUCGUAUUUGUAGUUCAGCAAGGAAGUAUGGUAAGCAUCAAAAUAAAUAUCAGUAUUGGUAGCUGGUUUGUUCUUGCCCAUUUCAAGGGGAGCACAACCUUUUCCUGGCUAAUUAACUGAAAUUUCCAAAGUAAUAAACUCCUCUCGCCACUUGAAAUAAGCUGGCAGCUUCCCAGCGAGCACUGGUAGGGUGCUUGGGUGUACGUGUACGCGUAUUUUCCCUGACAUUGUCCUUGCCCUGUUUCUGGCAGGGCUUGGAGGGCUCAGCCGGCUGGGCCGGUUACAACUGCCGUAGCCACGGUGAUGGGAAACAGAGCUGGGAUCCCCACUGCCCACCCUGCCUUCGACAGCCUUAGAGAGCUCAGUAAUUGCUUGUUAAUUAAUCUGUUGCCUGCAGCAGCAGAGAGGAAAGAGCUGUCGGUGGUGAUGGCCUAGCGGGUGGCGAUGGCCGAGCAGGAGGGGUGCGGCGUGCAGCAGUUGGAGGCACCACGGUGAGGGUUGGUGAGGGUUCCACGGGCACGAGCAGCUCGGCUCCAUCUGUGGUCACAGCACGGCAACAACUCCACCGGGCAGCAGAGCUGCCAUGGCCACCGCACGUGCAGCGGGGCUGGAGGGCCAUGGCAGGGCCACCGGGGCCGUGCAGGAACGGAAGGUGAACCUCAGCCAGCGCGUCCAGGAGCUGCACACCAUCAUCGCCUUGCAAGAGCAAGGGAGGAAGUUAUUCACACAGUCGUGUGAGGAAAAGCUCAGUCAGAACAGGGAGCUGCUCCCCCGCCUGCGCGAGGCAGUGCAGGAGGAUGUCCAAGCCCUGGGCAUUGUCCAGAAGUGCAACAAGCUCACCGUCUCCGAGGCUUGUGGAGCACAGAAGCACUUGAGCAUCGCUUUGGCCAGGAAGACAGUGGAGGUGGCCAAGGAGAAGCUCCGGGCCGACAUCUUUGACCGGGUGAACACAUGCAACAUGCUGCUGUACCAGAUGAGGCAGCGGAGCCAAGCCCAGGACAAGCUGCAGAGGCGGCUGCAGCAGCUGCAGGAAGCUGAGAUGGAUGAGGAGCAACAGCAGGCACAGGUGAUUCGCCAGCUGGAGAACAACAUUGAGAAGAUGCUCACGAAAGUCCAUGCUGGACAGAAGGUGACCGCCCUGUACCUGGCGGUGCGGGAUGUCCUGAGGAAGGAGCUGGCCCACCUGCCUCUGCACCUAGACCUCCUGUGUGGAAUGGCCGAGCUGUACUAUGGGGAGCUGGAAGACAUGGAGCUCAUGGCCUUGGAUGCCCUCAAAGCUGCUGAUGUUACCAAGGAGGACAUGGCUGAGAUGGAAACCCGGUUUCUCGCGGAGAGAGAGCUCAGGUACCACUCCCUGGCUACCCAGAAGGUGCACAUCGACAGACUCUGGCUCAAGGAAGCAAGCGAAAGGCACCUGAGAGUGCAAGCCAAGUAUGACCUCGCCGUGGACUUCCCCACCCUGCACCCACAGGACCCGCUGGGGGGCCCCAAACUGGAGCCCACCCAGUCCCAGAUGGAGGUGACCCAGAAGAUGGAGAAGGCCAAGGCUGCGAUGCAGUGCUCCCACCUCUGGGACAUCCCCGGCAGGCUCCUGGCACAGCAGAAGUCCACAGUGGACCUGGAACAGUACAUCAAGGAGUGCAAGGAGAAGAAGCAGGUGCUGAAGGAGAUGCUGAAGGAGCUGGAGCUGAAGCAGGCUGAGCUGAAGUUUCGCCAGCCCCCCAACACAACCAGCUGUAUGGAUGUGAAUGUGGUUGGCUCCAGGAUGCUGGAGGAGGAGCUGAGGAUGAACCUGCAGUGGGAAGAGGCUCGGCUGGAGCAGAUGCGAACCGAUAUGCUGAGGAACCAGGAGCUCCUGCUCAAGUUUGAAAAUGGCAUCGACAACCUCUUUGUCCAUCUGCACGGCAUCACUGUGCCCAGCAAGGAUGAUUCUGUCAAGGCCAGGGGAGUUGAGGAGAAGCUCCAGAACUGUGAGCAGAAGCUGCAGUACCUGAUGCAGCAGGCGGCUGACCUGUCCCCUGACAGGCACAGCCCCGACGAGGACAAUGAGACUUUUGUGAAGGUCAGAAAUUUUCUGGAGAAAACAACCACGAAUGAUCCUCAGAACCUGAAGAUUUCUUUGGAAGACAUGGGCAGUAGGGUCCAAGACCCCUUUGAUUUUGCUGACAAAGACCAUGGCAACGUCCUCACCCGGGAAGACAUCAAGAAGCAGGGGCUGCACCUGAUUGAAAGCAAGAAGAAAAGCGGCAAGAAGAAGUAGAGGCUGUAGGAGUAGAGUUUUGGAUGCGCUCGGCCGCCCGUUGUGGUUCGGAUGCCCCAGGCCACCCAUUGUACCCUUUUCCCAUCAGGUUUAAUAGAGCAGAUCUUUUUCAUUCCUCCCAAGCCCAUGGUAAAGCUGGAAUGGGGGGGUCCUAGAUCACUGCUGUCACCCAGAAUGCAGGGGGUCAAACCCU
Messenger RNA from Egretta garzetta (little egret), 4255 nucleotides. It is a transcript of the gene CCDC183, whose product is annotated as coiled-coil domain containing 183. The transcript is spliced from 14 exons. The record is from RefSeq and is a predicted model, not a curated record. Bases 2386 to 4062 code for a protein of 558 amino acids. NCBI's taxonomy places the organism in Eukaryota, Metazoa, Chordata, Aves, Pelecaniformes, Ardeidae.